AGAAAGCUCACACAGAGAGAGAGAGAGAGAGAGAGAGAUAUGUCUGGAGAAGCAGGGUUACGGAGCCUUGAAGAUACACCAACAUGGGCAGUGGCAACUAUUUGUUUUGUUCUGAUUUCAAGCUCCUUACUAAUUGAGUAUGUCCUUCUUCUCUUAUCCAAGUACUUCAACAAGAAGAGGAGGAAGUCUCUAUUUCAAGCUCUUGACAAGAUCAAAUCAGAAUUGAUAAUGUUGGGGUUCAUCUCUUUGUUGCUGACUAUUAGUGAAAGGCAAAUUGCAAAAAUAUGUAUUCCAAAGAGUGUGGGUGAGACUUUUCUUCCAUGCCAACGCAUAACAAGUGAUGGGGAGGAGGCAACCAAAUGUGCAGAGCAGGGAAAGCUUUCUUUAUUAUCAAGAACAGGUGUCAGACAACUCCAAUUCUUAAUCUUUGUGCUAGCCUUGUUCCAUGUUUUCUCUUGCUUCCUUACAUUCAGCCUUGGAAUGGCUAAGAUGAAAAGGUGGAAAUCUUGGGAGGCACAAACAAGAACAUUGGAAUACCAAUUUUCAAAUGAUCCAAGAAGGAUCCAACUCACUCAUCAAACAUCAUUUGGGAGGCAACAUCUACAAUUCUGGAGUGAGCACCGGUAUCUUCGCUUGCUGGCUUGUUUCUUUCGCCAGUUCUACAAAUCCGUCUCCGAAGUAGACUAUUUCACUCUCCGCCAUGGAUUCAUUAUGGCCCAUUUUGCAGAAGGAAGCCACUUUGACUUCCAAAAGUACUUAAAAAGAGUUUUAGAGAAAGACUUCGGAGUAGUAGUGGGAAUAAGCUUCUGGAUUUGGAUCUUCUCAGUGGUUUUCAUAUUUCUAAAUGCACAUGUAUUUUACAGUUAUUUCUGGCUUCCCUUUAUUCCAUUAGUGAUGCUAUUGAUAGUAGGGACAAAGCUACAGGCUAUCAUAACAAGGAUGUGUUUGGAUACCAAUGAUAAAUCUCUCAUUGUCUUAGGAACUUUGCUUGUUAGGCCCAGUGAUCACUACUUCUGGUUUGAGAGACCAAAAUUACUUCUCCACCUUAUGCACUUCAUUUUAUUUCAGAACUCAUUUCAACUAGCAUUCUUCACAUGGACUUGGUUCAAAUUUGGGUUUAGUUCUUGCUUCCACCAAGGAACUGUGCAUAUUGCCAUACAGCUUUGCAUGCUUUUGGUGGUUCACAUCCUCUGUGGCUAUGUAACACUGCCUCUAUAUGCUUUGGUUACACAGAUGGGAACAUCAAUGAAGAAAGUAGUGUUAACUGAGGAAAUGGUUAAAGGUCUAAAAAGAUGGAGAGCCAAGGCCAAGAAGAACUUAGCCAGAAGGAACACCAGCUCAACACUUCACUCCUUGGAUGCUUCCAUUACUUCUCUUGACACUUCACCUUCUUUCAACACCCUUCAUCGUUCGCCCUCCGUAGACCUCGAUAAUUUGUCAAUUGAUGGUGAUUUUGUUGCCGUUGAAGUAAAAAAUGAAGACAAUGUUGCCGGAAAAAGAGUAGAACACCAUCAGAAGUUUGGAUCAUUUAGGGGUUUUGACUUACGCGAAGCACUGUAAUUUUGCCUACAUUUUUUUGUAUUUAUUUUUUCUCCCUAGUUCGGUAUAGCGGAAGUCUUGUCACUACAAGAAUUUUUACUUUUGGCGACUAAAUUUUUAGUCGCCAAAGUUAAUUUUUAGUUGCCGAAUGGUUUUGGCGACUAAAUUAUUUGGUCGCAAAAGUAGUCGCCAAAAAAUUUAGUAAA
Messenger RNA from Camellia sinensis, 1745 nucleotides. The record is from RefSeq and is a predicted model, not a curated record. Lineage: Eukaryota; Viridiplantae; Streptophyta; Magnoliopsida; Ericales; Theaceae.